Messenger RNA from Carlito syrichta (Philippine tarsier), 3220 nucleotides. It is a transcript of the gene GLDC, whose product is annotated as glycine decarboxylase. Gene Ontology annotation, biological process: glycine decarboxylation via glycine cleavage system. The record is from RefSeq and is a predicted model, not a curated record. Bases 114 to 3185 code for a protein of 1023 amino acids. NCBI's taxonomy places the organism in Eukaryota, Metazoa, Chordata, Mammalia, Primates, Tarsiidae. Gene Ontology annotation, molecular function: lyase activity; glycine binding; pyridoxal phosphate binding. The transcript is spliced from 24 exons. Gene Ontology annotation, cellular component: glycine cleavage complex; mitochondrion.
GCAAUCCUCUCACCUCUGCCUCCUGAAGUCCUGGGAUUACAGGCGAAAAUGAAAUCCUUGCAACUCUGCGUGCCAUUUCAAGCAAAAACCAGAUCUGGAGAUCGUAUAUUGGCAUGGGCUAUUAUAACUGCUCGGUGCCACAGACAAUUUUGCGGAACUUACUGGAGAACUCAGGAUGGAUCACCCAGUAUACUCCUUACCAGCCCGAGGUGUCUCAGGGGAGGCUGGAGAGUUUACUCAACUACCAGACCAUGGUGUGCGACAUCACAGGCAUGGACAUGGCCAACGCCUCCCUGCUGGAUGAGGCGACCGCGGCCGCAGAGGCAAUGCAGCUGUGCUACAGACAUAACAAGAGGAGGAAGUUUUUUGUUGACCCCCGUUGCCACCCACAGACGACAGCUGUUGUCCAGACUCGAGCCAAAUACACUGGAGUCCUCACUGAGCUGAAGUUACCCCACGAAAUGGACUUUGGUGCAAAAGAUGUCAGUGGGGUGUUGUUCCAGUACCCAGACACCGAGGGGAAGGUGGAAGACUUCUCGGAGCUCGUGGAGAGAGCCCAUCAGGCAGGGAGCCUGGCAUGCUGUGCUACUGACCUGUUGGCUCUGUGCAUCUUGAGGCCACCCGGAGAAUUUGGGGUUGACAUCGCCCUCGGCAGCUCGCAGAGAUUCGGGGUGCCCCUGGGCUACGGUGGGCCGCACGCAGCUUUCUUUGCCGUCCGCGAAAGCCUGGUGAGGAUGAUGCCAGGAAGAAUGGUGGGGGUAACAAGGGAUGCCACGGGGAAAGAAGUGUACCGCCUUGCUCUUCAAACCCGGGAGCAGCACAUCCGGAGAGACAAGGCCACCAGCAACAUCUGCACAGCUCAGGCCCUCUUGGCGAAUAUGGCUGCCAUGUUUGCGAUUUACCAUGGCUCCCGUGGGCUGGAGCAUAUCGCCAAGAGGGUGCACAAUGCCACUUUGAUCUUGUCGGAAGGCCUGAAGCACGCAGGGCACCAACUCCUGCACGACUCGUUCUUCGAUACCUUGAAGGUUCAGUGUGGCUGCUCGGUGAAGGAGGUCUUGGGCAGGGCCGCUCAACGGCAAAUCAAUUUCCGGCUCUUCAAGGAUGGCACACUUGGCAUUUCUCUUGAUGAAACAGUCAAUGAAAAAGAUCUGGAUGACUUGUUGUGGAUUUUUGGCUGUGAGUCUUCUGCGGAACUGGUUGCUGAAAGGAUGGGUGAGGAGCAGAGAGGCAUUCCAGGGUCUGCGUUCCAGAGAACCAGCCCAUUCCUCACACAUCAAGUGUUCAACAGCUACCACUCGGAAACAAACAUCGUCCGGUACAUGAAGAAACUGGAAAACAAGGACAUCUCCCUGGUUCACAGCAUGAUUCCACUGGGAUCCUGCACCAUGAAGCUGAAUGCUUCGUCCGAACUCGCGCCUAUCACCUGGAAGGAAUUUGCAAACAUCCACCCCUUUGUGCCUCUGGACCAAGCUCAAGGGUACCAACAGCUUUUCCGGGAGCUUGAGAAGGACUUGUGUGAACUCACAGGUUAUGACCGGAUCUCCUUCCAGCCUAACAGUGGAGCCCAAGGGGAAUACGCCGGGCUGGCCACCAUCCGAGCAUACUUGGACCGGAAGGGGGAGAGGCACAGGACGGUUUGCCUCAUUCCGAAAUCAGCACAUGGGACCAACCCAGCAAGUGCCCACAUGGCGGGCAUGAAGAUUCAGCCUGUGGAGGUGGACAGAUUUGGGAAUAUCGACGGCGCUCACCUGAAGGCCAUGGUGGAGAAACACAAGGACAACCUGGCGGCAAUCAUGAUCACCUACCCGUCCACCAACGGAGUGUUUGAAGAGAACAUCAGCGAUGUGUGUGACCUGAUCCAUCAGCACGGAGGACAGGUCUACCUAGAUGGAGCGAAUAUGAACGCUCAGGUGGGGAUCUGCCGUCCUGGAGACUUUGGGUCUGAUGUUUCACACCUGAAUCUUCACAAGACCUUCUGCAUCCCCCAUGGAGGAGGCGGCCCUGGCAUGGGCCCCAUCGGAGUGAAGAAGCACCUGGCCCCCUUUCUGCCCACUCACCCCACCAUGUCAGUGAAGCCGAAUGAGGACGCCUGGUCCGUGGGCACCGUCAGUGCGGCCCCGUGGGGCUCCAGUUCCAUCUUGCCCAUCUCAUGGGCGUACAUCAAGAUGAUGGGAGGCAAGGGCCUUAAGCUGGCCACAGAAGUCGCUAUACUAAAUGCCAACUACAUGGCUAAGCGAUUAGAAAAACACUACAGAGUCCUUUUCCGGGGUGCAAGAGGUUACGUGGCUCACGAGUUUAUUCUGGACACAAGACCCUUCAAAAAGUCGGCAAACAUCGAGGCUGUGGACGUGGCCAAGCGGCUCCAGGACUAUGGAUUUCACGCCCCUACUAUGUCCUGGCCUGUGGCAGGGACCCUCAUGGUUGAGCCCACUGAGUCAGAAGACAAGGCAGAGCUGGACAGAUUCUGUGAUGCCAUGAUCAGCAUUCGGCAGGAAAUCGCGGACAUCGAGGAGGGCCGCAUCGACCCCAGGGUCAACCCGCUGAAGGUGCGUGGGGGACCUGGAGGAAGGGAAUUCUUCGGAGAAGACGCAGUUGUGACUUCGAAGCUUACUGGCUUGGAGCGUCACAACAGCAGGGGCUCAAGCCCGGCGCGCGGUGGCAGCGCAGGCCCCACGUGCCGGGCGAUGGCCCGAGGAGGGUGCGGGGGCCGAGGGCCUGUCGCGUCCAGGGAUUCCCAGGGCUCGCGCCUCUGCUGGAUGCCCUGCGGUGGGGCUGCAGGCGACACGUGUGUGUUGACACCGCCAGCCGCACAAGCCACGGCCCGCGUGGGAGCGCUGCCGGUGAGAACAGCUGGCUUGAGAUUCGGUGUGGACGGCCGGGCGGGCCGCGCCUCCCGAAACCUGCUAGCUUUGCGUCUGGCGAGCCUGCCGGGUUUUCCGGGUGGGAGGGCCAGCAGCGUGGCAGGCUGUGGGCACGACACCGGCAGCUCCGAGGAGACCCCUCAGAACGGCCCACAGCAGCCCCGUCUUGUGUCUCCGCAGCCCUUUGUGAAACCGGAGAGCAAGUUCUGGCCCACCGUUGCCCGCAUCGACGACAUCUACGGCGACCAGCACUUGGUCUGCACCUGCCCGCCCAUGGACGUGUACGCGUCCCCGUUUUCCGAGCCGAAGAGGGCGUCCUCGUAGUCCUCGCCCGCGCCGAGGACCGCCCGCUGCCUCGC